Rhipicephalus sanguineus (brown dog tick) is the source of this 942-nucleotide messenger RNA. RefSeq lists its product as uncharacterized. The record is from RefSeq and is a predicted model, not a curated record. The coding region runs from base 28 to 942 and encodes 304 amino acids. The transcript is spliced from 2 exons. NCBI's taxonomy places the organism in Eukaryota, Metazoa, Arthropoda, Arachnida, Ixodida, Ixodidae.
UUUCUCUUCAUCGCGCAGGCAGACGGAAUGCAUCUCCGGUCCGGGACGAUCUUGCCUACCGGCGGCAAGCAGGAUUCUUCGCACGAGCAGGCUGACCAGCUGCUGGCACAGCAGCUGAACACAUUUCAGCGUGUCGCUGAGUUGUGCAACACGGUCAUGGACCGCAUCGGCACUCGGGCCGGCGAACCACAGCUCCUACCUCCGGCCACGCUACCCACGUACACGGGUUACGACGACCCGAAAUCGGUGGCUGACUUCCUAGGGGAAAUGGACAGGUAUGUCAGAGUGACCGGUGCCUCGGAAGCGCACGUGAUGGCUCGAAUCCUGCCGUUGGCUUUACGGUAUGCCGCAGGACGGUGGUGGAGGCUACAAACGCCUUUCACCACUUGGGCAGAAUUUGAACAGCGCUUCCGAGAGGAAUUUCUGCCCCCUGGGUACGAGCUGCGAGUCCAGCGUGAGCUCGAACUAAGAACCCAGCAUCCGGACGAAAGUUUGCUCGAGUACGUCCGGACGAUGCAGGAACUGCAUCGCCGAGCAGCACAGACUGCCUCGGAAAGGGACCAAGUAGCUCGGGUCAUUCGACAGAGUCAUCCCAGAUUCAGGCCAUUUCUUUAUGGGCGCACAUUCGAAACCCUUGAGCACCUCGCACGGGAGGCCCGCGGUGUACAAGACGCCCUGUUAGCUGAGAGCACUUACGUGCCACCGCCAGCGCCGCAAUCUGCUCUUGAGCCGUCACUGGCUUGGCGCGCCCCCGUAGCCAGUCCCUCAUGCGACCUGACGAGCCCAGGCGCAUUCACGGCUAUCUCCUCCCGCGCCUUUGACCCCUUCGCACAUGAGCAAGGGCGGCGCGGGGUCCCUUUGAAUACCGUAUCAGGGACUCAGCAGCUGAUGGUCCAGAUAUGCCUCACCAGGGCUUGGCCACCCAGUCACCCACACCACUAA